Messenger RNA from Cadophora gregata, 921 nucleotides. RefSeq names its product HD domain-containing protein 2 (gene HDDC2). The record is from RefSeq and is a predicted model, not a curated record. Gene Ontology annotation, cellular component: cytoplasm. The transcript has 5 exons. Gene Ontology annotation, molecular function: 5'-deoxynucleotidase activity. Lineage: Eukaryota; Fungi; Ascomycota; Leotiomycetes; Helotiales; Ploettnerulaceae. Bases 1 to 921 code for a protein of 306 amino acids.
AUGGGAGAAGCCCUUGCAGGCGACCUCACCCCGCAUGAUGGUGUUUCCAAAGCGGAGAAGUUCAAGCUGGAAGAAUUCGGCUUCAAGUACAUCCAGAGCUUGCUGAAGAAGGUGAAUCCCGAGCUUGGCCAGGAAUUGAUGGAUCUUUGGAUUGAGUUCGAGGCCGGCGAGACCCCAGAAGCCAAGUGGAUGCAUGAGGUUGACAAGUUUGAAUGCAUGAUCCAAGCGACAGAUUAUGAGCAGCAAACAUUCGGCGAGAAGGAUUUGGAUGAGUUCCAGGGUCCGUACAAUGCUGCCAAAGUAUUAUCUCCGACAGGAAAGGAAGAUUUGAGAUUGCUCACCCUCGAACGACAAGCCCACUUCGCAAAUCGCAAGGCCGAGCUACCCCUCGUCUUCCUUAUCGGCACGCCAGGCUCGGGAGAAAUGUUUCAGGCAGAGGCUCUUGCCGAGAACGCUGGAUUCAAAGUCAUUGCUGUCGAGGAAAUCAUCCGUGAAAAGUCAACCGAUAAGGACUAUCUUCACCAGGAAUUCCUCGCUGAAUGUAUCGCAAACUCCGUUCGUACUCCCACCGUCCUGCUCAUUGGUAUACUUGAAGAGAAGAUCAAGGCAGCUUGCGCAGAUGGUGAGAACUGGGUGGUAGUGGUGGGCUUUCCGGAUAGCAUGCAACAGUUGAACGGUUUCCAACGACAGGUCCAAAAGAACACUUACACGGUCAUGCUGAAAUCUAAGGCGAGGCCUGCCGCCAUCUCUGACAAGCAAUAUGCUGCCGCUGUUCGAGAUAUGACAGAGUUGGGCAGCUACCUUGAUGCUUCGAAAGACUAUUUCAAGGCGAUUGAUGCGGACAAUCCCUCCGAUUUUGUCACCAAUAGAGUCCAAGAAGUAGUCGAUGGCUUCAAGCAACACAAUCAACGAAACAAGUAG